Messenger RNA from Pimephales promelas (fathead minnow), 8048 nucleotides. It is a transcript of the gene hdac5, whose product is annotated as histone deacetylase 5. Gene Ontology annotation, biological process: negative regulation of transcription by RNA polymerase II. Lineage: Eukaryota; Metazoa; Chordata; Actinopteri; Cypriniformes; Leuciscidae. The record is from RefSeq and is a predicted model, not a curated record. Gene Ontology annotation, molecular function: histone deacetylase activity.
GCUCCAGUCUGUUUGUAAACUCCACGUCUCUACACCUCUGCUCUCCCGUUCGCCAGGCACAGCGGGUGAAGCUGCAGAGAUUCGGCUUUAAACAAAACGGCUACAUAAAAGCAACGCAGUCACACUAAACAGAACAACGUCGGACGGUCCACUCUAAGCCCAUUCAUCAGGAGAGCGAGUUGUACUGUGCUGUCGCGAGGACUGGAAGGAACAGAGAGACUCUGUAUUGUGAUCAUCUCUCCCGUCUCGGUCGCUUUCAUCUCGUCUUUCCAAGCUCCGUCGCGUUUCGUCAUGGGGAAGUCUCUCUUUUGGAGUCUGCCGAUACCACAUGCUUAACUUCAGAUGCUUGCAGGAUACAGGCACGCUCAGACAGGGGGGACUUGGACACGAGCCACACUCGGACUUGUCGGCGUGAAUUAGCAGUUUGUUCCUGACAUAGACAAUUAGACAAGAAGGUGAUGUGGUUUAUGAAUAGACUCGUUUGUGUGUCGUACAGCUGAUGGUUCCGAGUGGGCAAUUAAAGGAUUUGUCUACGGCAUUUCCUUCCACGGAGACUGGUUCUGCUUGCAUUUUUUUUUUAGUUCAUUUAUUUUGUAUUAAACCAUGGAGCUAAAGGGCAAAGCGGUUGAUGAUUCUUUGCAUGCACGCACAUUUUGAUAAAAAAGGACGCACUGCCUUUUGCCCUCUUCCUUCAAAUGUGUUUGCGUUUUUCACUUUUUUUGAUGGAGAGUGGGUUGCCAUCUCCUUUUUCAUGUUGAUUUUGCGUUAUUUUUUGCAUUUAUUGUGUGGCGGUGUUUUGAGACUGGCAUGCUUUUGAAGCCAACCGUACCGGGACUGUGCGCGAUGUUGCAGACGAUCUAUGAGACCGAAUCCUGCUUUUCUUCAGACAGCACGUCCAGCAGAGAGCGACCCGUGGAGCUGCUUCCUCAAUCCAGAAGCACCAGCAUGCCUAGCACUGCCGUGGAUGUGAAGGCUUUGUUACCGUCUGGGAUGCAGAGCCCAGUGGGAAGUGGAGGAGAUCAGGGCGGAGGUAGCGGAGGGCCGGUGGAUCUGCGUACAGACCCUCGUCUGAGCACACUGAGCACAGUGGACCCGGCGAUGAGAGAAAAACAGCUUCAGCACGAGCUGCUCUUACUCAAACAACAGCAAGAGCUCCAGAAGCAGCUGCUGUUCGCCGAGUUCCAGAAGCAGCACGAGGUUUUGACGCGCCAACAUGAAGUGCAGCUACAGGAGCAUCUUAAGCAACAGCAGGAGAUUCUUGCAGCAAAGCGUCAACAGGAGCUGGAGCAGAAGAGGAAGUUGGAACAGCAGCGUCACGAAGAGAUGGAGAAGCAGAGACUGGAACAACAACUGCUCAUGUUACGGAACAAAGAGAAGGGCAAAGAGAGUGCCAUCGCCAGUACUGAGGUCAAACUGAAGCUGCAGGAGUUCCUGUUGAGCAAAAAGGAACCUGGCCCCGGUGGACUUAACCAUUCCUUCCCCCAGAAGUGCUGGGGGGCUCACCACACGUCCCUGGAGCAGAGCUCCCCUCCACAGAGCAACACACCGGGCACACCGCCCUCCUACAAACUCCCCCCGCUGUUAGGGUCCUAUGAGGGCAAGGAUGACUUCCCUCUCCGUAAGACCGCCUCUGAGCCCAAUCUGAAGGUACGUUCACGGUUAAAACAGAAGGUGGCUGAGAGGAGAAGCAGCCCACUGCUUAGAAGGAAAGAUGGUACUGUGAUCAGCACCUUCAAGAAAAGGGCAAUUGAGAUCUCAGUGUCCUCUAUGUGCAGCAGUGCCCCUGGCUCGGGUCCCAGUUCUCCGAACAGCUCUAACUGUGCCAUUGCAGAGAAUGGCUCCAGCGGAUCCGUCCCGAACAUCCACGCUGAGCAGUUGCGUUCUCUGCAUCAGUCUUUGACUGGGGAUGGGACACCAAGUCCCCUGAGCCUCUACACCUCUCCAUCUCUGCCCAACAUCUCUCUGGGACUGCCUGCCAACGCACACAUCACGGCCCCCCAGAAACUCAGUCCCCAGCAGGAGGCAGAGCGGCAGACAAUCCAGGGUUUGCGUCAAGGUGGGGCACUGACAGGGAAGUUCAUCAGCACAUCGUCCCUACCGACGUGCCUUCCCACCGGGGCAUCCCAUGACCCUGAGCCCCCUUCCGCCUCUAAUAGCCACAGUAGCCAUUCCUCGCUGCUCCAGCACGUCCUACUCUUGGAGCAGGCUCGUCAACAGAGUGCACUUCUCGCAGUUCCCAUGUACGGACAGUCUCCGCUGGUAACGGGUGAGCGAGUGUCCAACAGCAUGCGUACAGUAAAUAAGUUGCCUAGGCACCGACCGCUGAGCCGUACUCAGUCAGCGCCCCUGCCGCAAACACCACAGGCCCUGCAGCACCUCGUAAUGCAACAGCAGCAUCAGCACUUCCUUGAGAAACAGAAACACUACCAGCUACAUAAGGUAGAGGGAGCUCUGAUGAUCCUCUCCAAAGGGGUGGAGCUUCCAAGACAGCCUCCCACUCACCCAGAGGAGACGGAGGAGGAGCUUACGGAAACCACAGAAAUGCAAGACGAGCGAGGGGAGGGGGCUGAUCAUGUAAGGGAGGGGCUACAGAAAGAGAGCUCUGGUGAGACCACACCCCCUUCGGAACGUCUGGUCCAGUUUAAGGGAGAAAGCACAGAAAGUGACUUGGAGGAAGAAGAUGAUGAUGAUGAAGCCAUUGAACUAAGGGAAUGUGAUGAAGAGGGCGCUCCCUAUGGCCAGUAUUUGGACCAGCAGCAUGUGCAGCAACUGAAUGUGUUCCAGGCCUCCCUGUCCAUCACAGGGAUGCCCCACAGACCCCUGGGAAGGGCACAGUCGUCGCCCGUCACGUCUAGUCUUAAAUCAGCACCCCUGAACGAGGUGCCCAUUAAGCAUCUCUUCACAACAGGGCUGGUGUACGACACCUUCAUGCUAAAGCACCAGUGCAUGUGUGGGAACACACACAUCCAUCCCGAACACGCCGGUCGCAUUCAGAGUGUUUGGUCUAGGCUGCAGGAAACGGGCCUGCUUGGUCGCUGUGAGAGGAUCAGGGGAAGGAAGGCCACACUGGAUGAAAUCCAAACCGUUCAUUCUGAGUACCACACGCUGCUCUACGGCACCAGUCCACUGAACCGACAGAAACUGGACAGCAAGAAACUUUUAGGCCCAAUAAGUCAGAAAAUGUACGCUGUCCUACCGUGUGGAGGCAUUGGGGUGGACAGCGACACAGUGUGGAACGAGAUGCACUCGUCAGGUGCCGUCCGGAUGGCGGUGGGCUGCGUCAUCGAGCUGGCCUUUAAAGUUGCUGCUGGGGAGCUGAAGAACGGUUUUGCGGUGGUGCGUCCUCCUGGUCAUCAUGCUGAAGAAUCCACUGCCAUGGGUUUUUGUUUCUUCAACUCGGUGGCCAUCACUGCCAAACUCCUGCAGCAGAAACUCGGGGUGGGCAAGAUCCUAAUCAUAGACUGGGAUAUUCACCAUGGAAACGGGACCCAGCAGGCUUUUUAUAAUGACCCCAAUGUACUGUACAUUUCCUUGCACCGUUAUGACGAUGGCAACUUUUUCCCAGGCAGUGGCGCUCCUAUGGAGGUAGGUGUGGGUCCAGGAGAGGGCUUUAACGUCAACAUUGCCUGGACUGGCGGAGUGGAGCCACCUAUGGGUGAUGUGGAGUAUCUGACUGCCUUCAGAACGGUGGUGAUGCCCAUAGCCAACGAGUUCUCCCCGGAUGUGGUGCUAGUGUCAGCCGGCUUUGAUGCAGUGGAGGGCCACCAGUCCCCCCUCGGUGGAUACAACGUCACCGCCAAAUGUUUCGGCCAUCUCACUAAGCAGUUGAUGAAGUUGGCUGGUGGCCGUGUGGUUUUGGCACUGGAAGGAGGUCACGACCUUACCGCCAUAUGUGACGCAUCUGAAUCCUGCGUGGCUGCAUUGCUUGGAGACGAGUUGGAUCCUCUGCCACUAAUGGUACUUCAACAGAAACCGUGUCCAAAAGCAACAGCCUCUCUAGAGAGAGUCAUUGAGAUUCAGAGUAAACACUGGACAUCUCUGCAGAGGUUGGCUCCUACAGUGGGUCAGUCCCUCCUGGACGCUCAGAGACGAGAGAAGGACGAGGCAGACACUUUGACCGCCAUGGCCUCUCUCACAGUGGACAACGAUCAGCAAACGACUUCCACAGAAACCAGCAGAUCUGCAGAGGAGCCAAUGGAGGAGGAGCCCGUGUUGUAGAAGAGCGAGUAAAGUACAUCACUGCUCCAACCUUCUCGUCCACGUGUGCUUGGCACUGGUCACCCUGACGUCACGCCUCAUGUUCCUCCUCCCAGCUCUUUGAUUGGUUCCCUCGGUCCUUCACUCAUUUCCAGGUGCUUGACUGACAUGUUCACAGCCCACCCACUUUCGCUUUUCCGAGGUAAAGCAUAGCAAACUGUUGCCGAAAGGGGAUGGCAAAGGCAUGAUGGGUAAUUGCAGGACCACUCAGUGAGGGUUGCUCAGCUGGAUAGGCCGAACAAUGGAGUACUCUUCAGAGAAAAUCCUUUGAUAUUUCAAUUUAUCAUUGUAUUGAACUGGGGACAUAAAGAAGAAAAUGCGACAAAACAAAAAGUAGAGGAGGAGGAAGGGAAAAACGACACGACAGCAUGUGGAUGUUGUUGCUCGGAGGGCCGCGAAAUAAGCUUUGUUUUCUGUACAAAGUAUAAGAAAUGUACAAAGUUCCAAAAAAAAAAGCCAACAAGCAGCAAAAAUACUUCAGCACAAAACACGCAUAUACACUCAUUCACAAACGAACAUGGUUCCCAAAAGAGGAACCAGAUGUUCAGGUCGUGACAAAACACCUUUUGCAGACAAGUAUACUCGUUUACACUGUACCGUGUCGAUUAUUUGGUAUACUUUUGCAUCUGUAUGAUAACCUGUUGUGAAAAGCACACAAACAUAUGAGAAAUAUAAAUAUAUAUAUAUAUACAUACAUACAUGCAUACAUACAUACAUACAUACAUAUAAGCAUAUGUGUUUUGUGUGUACCGUAUACACAAUUGAACACUGAAAAAUAUAUAAAUACUUUAUAUCUCCUUUAUGAAACAUUUUCUUAUCAGCUGUGGUUGUACAUAGAGUAAAAGCGCCUGCAGACUUUUAUCUGGAAGUGGAAGAGCGAUGGUUAGCCUUUUUUUCCCAGAAGCAUUUCUUUCCUUUUUUUUUUCAGAGAAAACAGUACUUUUUUUGGAAUAUACAGCUUUGCUAUAACAUGCUCGCACAUAAACUUAAAUAACGGCAACCCAUCCGUUUUACGACAAAGGUGUAAAAUACGGAGAAAGGAUUUUCAAAGCGUCCAUCUCGACCUUCGUGGAGAACGAGGAAAGACGCGUUGUGGUAAUGUCUGAAGAAAGACUUCCUCUUUUUUUUUUUCAAAGAACUUGGUGCCUUUUAUACUAAGGAAAACAUUACCAAUACUUAACAAAAAUCGCAAAUCCUCAGAGUUAACGUUCAUUGAUUUGUGUUGAUUUUCAAAUUGCCUUAAUUUUUCAAAGAAAAGUAAUUUCAGCCAUGAACCACAGAGCAGCACAAAAAGAUUAUCAUCUUCCUCUCUGCCCCGGUUUCUUUUCUUUCUUUCUCAUUGUUUUCCUUUUUUUUUUUUUUUUAAGAUGUAAAUGUUGUGUUCUUGGAAAAAGGGUUUGAUACUCCUCCUUUUUUAUUUCACUGUUAACGAAAGAACGAAAUUCAACGAUUGUUUUAUUUAUCAGUCCUGUGCGAUAGACUAGCACAUGACGUGAUUCGUUUGGAAACACUGACAAUGUCGUGACCAACUUCCUGUUUGUUUUCUUUAUAUUAACGCCACCUUCCUUUAUACAUGUAUUUGUUUGGCUCCCUUACACUUUAUUUCCAUUGGCGAGAGAGUGUUAGCGGUGACUUUUUUUAUUAAAACAUUUCCUUUUUUUGUACAAAAAUGUAAACGAAAACAAGAAAAGAGUCAGUGUUAAUUUCAUCGUUUGAUUUGAAGUAUUCUCUGAUAAGGAAUGUACAGCGUGGUACAGAUAUUAUUGAUGAUGUUGAUUUAUGUCACUGUGCAGUGCAUUUGGCAUUGUCCUUUUUCAGGAUUUAAGGAUAUUUUUUUUCCGGCAAUAAGAGUGACUAGGCUACCACUUUUUUUUGUUUAAUACUGAAAUACUAAAACCUUUUGGUCAUCUUUUGAUAUAGCUUUUGUGCUAUGGAUAUGGUUAUUUUUCACCAGACUAAUUAGUAUUGUUCAUAACAGUUUGUUGUAUGCUGAUUAAUCACUUGUGCACUUGUGGAUGAAAUGCAAUGGCUUGUUUAUGACCCUGAAAUAAUCAUCCUUUAUUACAUUUUCACUGUGUGACAACAGUUUUGGGGGGCCAAAUUCGAUUUAAUCUACUGCGUCUUUAUUCAGCAAUGUCACAGAAGCAACAUUACUCGGUCUGAGAGGUGACAACGUGUCUAAUGGCAAGUACUUUCAGUGAGACUGAACUGGGUCUCAAACAUUGUGCACUAAUUCUACACUGUAGGUCCGAACCUAAUUGUGUUUUUAUUUUGUUUUUCGGUUCUCAGACGCAAAUUAUGAGGCAUUAAAAGCAAAGUGACUUAUCUCAGCAAAUGCGUUUAAAUGACACGUAAACUCUCUCGUCAGCGUUUUUUCUUUGUGUAUGUUCAUUGGUUCACCGAUGAACUGUUGAUUUCAGUUGAAGCGACGCGUUUCUUGACUCUGCUCUCAUUUGAUUUAUUUAUUUGGAGUCAGAAAUGGCUGCUGAAAGCAAGUUGCGUUGCUUCUGGAUCAAUGCUUGUCUCGUUGUAAAUCUACGAAAAGUUAAGUACCUGCAUUUUGUCUCUUCUCUUUGACAGCCUCGUAGCCUGCAAGGCAAUAACAAUACAAAGUGAUCAAAAAAAAAAAAGAAAAAAGGCCAGUUUUUUCACAACAACAGUCCUCUAAGAAGAGCCAUGUCACCAUUGGAUAAAGUAUUUAGACGUCCGAACUGUAUGUUUGAAACACUAAAGUCGACUGUUUGUUUCGCGGUUAAAGAGAAACAGGAAACAAACACUUUGUGAAAAUCAGGCUGACGCUAGCCUCUGUACUUAGAUACUGUAAUAUACACUAAGAGAAUUUCCCUCUUCUAUGUGGCUGUCUAAAUCAGGAACUACUGUGAUGAUCAGGUUUUGUAACGUUUGGAUGUAGAUCACCAACCAUUUGUGCAUAGUUUUGUAUCUUCACCCUAUAUGGUGUCAAAGAGUUUAUUGACCGUGCAGUUGGUGGCGAAAGCUUUUUCUCUCGUUUUAGUUUUAAGGAUGAAUUCAGCUGGCAUGUUGGUCCCUUUUUGAGACCUGAACCUUCCCCUCGGGUGUGUUGGGUUAAGCAAUACAUAGAGAGGGAAAAUAAUCGAUCAGACGUAAUACAGCUUUCUUGAACAAGGCAUUGAGGGGAGGCUGUUGGUUUUACGCAAUGAUCUUUACACAAAGAAAACAACGUGAAUGGCCUUACGACGGACACCGGGAAACCUCUGUAUGUGUAAAAGACAUCGACAUUCGCCAUGGAAGAUAGCUUUACUGUCUCUGCCACAUAUUUUGCUAUUGGGUAAAUAUGUAUAUUUAUUGAUAAUUCAUAUGUUGUGUAUAUGUUGUGACCUAUGAUCGUCGAGGUUCAAAGAGUGCUUGUAUAUUUUUUGACUUUUUUGAAAGAGAGGUUGUGACUCCUUCACUGUCCCUUCGUUUCUUUGCUGUUCUACAUCACUUGUUGUGAUUGGUCGUUUCAAUUUGUGAGACCUUUUAACCUUACAUUUUUAAGAUCCUUUCUCUCUGUCUCUCUCUCUAAUCUCCUCUCUUUUUUGUCUAUCUUCUGGUCAUAUUGAUAUGCAGAAGUUAUCUGAAAUUAUCAAAGCACAUUCCCUGAUUUAUUGUGUUCUUUCAAUGCUUUCAUGUUGCGACAAUACAAAGGUGUGUAUACUAACUGCUACACACGUGUAUAUAGGGUGCAUAUAUGUGUACACAUGUGCAAUACACGCUAUUUGAGCAAUCUAUUACUGUGACUAUUAAUCAUUAAAAAUUGCUGUCCCUUUGAA